UAGGCACAGGCUCCCCGUGACCCGAGGUAGUUCGGAUAAGCGGUAGAAAAUGAAUGAAUGAAUAUAAUAUACAGUAUACAGUUCUUUGGUGCUAAUAGACUAGGACGUAGUCUUCAUGUUUACAGCAGCAGAUCGUAAGUUGAGAUCUUUCCAGAGGUGAAAUGAACCGCAGCAGAGUGUUUAAAUCUGUUCAUGUUUGGUAGAAGAAAUAGAGUCACAAGAGCAGAAAGCUCCCAGCAGAAGUAUUCUAUCAGGAUGAAUAAGGCAGGUCCGGGGGCGAGAGGAACCACGGUAGUAGAAGCGUAUCAGGAUCUCACACACACACACACACACAUACAUAGAGAGAGAACAGUGGUUUAAAAGGGUGUACACUGUUAUCAAAGUGCAAGAGGAGACUCGGGCAGGUCGAGCUAUAACAGCAUGAGUACUAAAAAAAGAAAGAAAGAGAGAAGGAAAGGCAGAAAACUGUCAAAAACGGAAACAAAAAAGAUUCAAGCAAAAGAGACAAAGAAGAAGAAACAGGAAGAGGAAAAAAUAUCCGAUACUAGAAAUGCAGACAUGGGCCAACAUGAUACACUUCCUGCUACAGCGUGAUACCUGCCCCGGUGGAGUUACGUUACUGGACUCGAUGUCGGCUCUGGGGGACCUCGGAUGGGAGGCGUAUCCAGCAGAAGGGUGGGAGGAGAUCAGCGUGAUGGACGAGCGCAACACGCCCAUGCGCUCAUAUCAAGUGUGCAAUGUGAUGGAGGCCAACCAGAACAACUGGCUCCGUACUCGACACAUUGCCCGUCAUGGUGCUCAGCGCAUCUACAUCGAGAUCAAGUUCACGCUACGUGACUGCAACAGCCUUCCUGGAGUCCCUGGGACUUGCAAAGAGACGUUCAACAUGUACUAUCAUGAGUCCAACAACGACAACCUGUGGUUUAUCAAGGAGAGCCAGUACGUCAAGAUUGACACAAUUGCCGCAGACGAGAGCUUUACCCAGACCGACGUUGGUGACCGCGUCAUGAAACUGAACACAGAGGUUCGGGAUAUCAGCAACCUGAGCAAAAAAGGUUUCUACUUGGCUUUUCAGGAUGUUGGUGCAUGCAUCGCGCUUGUCUCCCUACGGGUUUUCUAUAAGAAGUGCCCGACUGCUGUGCACAACCUGGCGCAUUUCCCUGAUACAGUGACAGGGGGCGACUCUGCUCUUGUUGAGGUGCGUGGAUCGUGCGUUAACAACUCUGAGGAGUUUGAGUCACCGAAGAUGUACUGUAGUGCCGACGGUGGGUGGCUGGUACCGAUUGGGCGCUGCAUCUGCAAGCCAGGUUUCGAGGAGGGCAAGGACUACUGCCAAUCUUGCAGACCAGGUACAUACAAGGCUUCAGCCAAAGAUGCCUACUGCACCAAGUGUCCUCCACACAGCUACUCGCAGCAGGAGAAGGCAUCUGAGUGCACAUGUGAGAAGGGCUACUACCGUGCUGACAUGGACCCUCGAUCUAUGGCCUGCACUAGGCCUCCAUCAGCUCCAGAAAAUGGCAUUUCCACGCUAAAUGAUACAUCUGUUGCACUGGAGUGGCGUCCUCCAAGAGAAAGCGGUGGGCGCGGUGACCUUGCCUACAAUGUGCACUGCAGGAAGUGCGCACCAGACGGUAGGAAGUGCGGCCCAUGUGGAGGCGGAGUUCACUUCACGCCACGGCAGUUUGGCCUCGAUACAGCGAAAGUGUUUGUGUCCGGCCUGCUUCCUAACACAGACUACGCGUUUAGUAUCGAAGCGAUCAACGGUGUGUCCGAUCUGAGUCCGAGUCCGAAACAGCAGCUCACCAUCAACAUCACCACUGGGCAGACAGUGAGUGUGAUUCUGAAAGAGAGGAGGAGUAAAGAUAGCAUCACUCUGGCAUGGCAGGGACCAGAGAGACCCAACGGAGUCAUCGUUGAAUAUGAAGUCAUCUAUUACGAGAAGAACCAGCGGGAUCAGAACUACACAGUGCUAAAGACAAAAUCUAACAUGAUGACUGUUGAAGGCUUGAAACCGGCCACUACGUAUGUAUUCAGGGUUCGAGCUCGAACUGACGGAGGCUACGGCAGCUACAGUGGAGAGAUUGAGCUGGAGACCAGCCAGGAAGAUAUGCUGGCCAUUGGAGAUCCGAAUCAGUCCACCAUCUUGGCGGUGUCGAUAGCAGGAGGCGCGGUGCUGCUCAUCUUCCUCAUCGCAUGCUUCGUAGUGAGUGGAAGACAUUGUGGCUACAUCAAGGCGAAGCAAGAUCCCGACGAGGAGAAGAUGCAGUUUCAGCACGGCAGAGUCAAAUUGCCAGGAAGCAGGACCUACAUUCAUCCCCAUACCUACGAAGACCCGAAUCAAGCCAUUCGCGAUUUCGCUAAGGAAAUUGACGCCUCCAGCAUCCGCAUAGAAAGAGUCAUUGGUGCCGGGGAAUUCGGCGAGGUGUGUAGCGGCCGUCUGAAGCUGCCAAGCAAGCGAGAGAUCUAUGUGGCCAUCAAGAGUCUGAAAGCGGGAUACUCAGAGAAGCAGAGGCGUGAUUUUCUGAGCGAGGCGAGCAUCAUGGGUCAGUUCGAUCACCCAAACAUCAUCCGGCUGGAGGGGGUCGUCACCAAAUGCAAGCCGGUGAUGAUAAUAACCGAGUUCAUGGAAAACGGAUCCUUGGAUACGUUCUUAAAGAAACAUGAUGGUCAGUUCACCAUUAUCCAGCUGGUAGGAAUGUUACGCGGAAUCGCAUCCGGGAUGAAGUAUUUAUCGGACAUGAACUACGUCCAUCGUGACCUGGCUGCACGGAACAUCCUGGUCAACAGCAACCUGGUGUGUAAAGUGUCAGAUUUCGGCUUGUCCCGAGUGUUAGAAGACGAUCCCGAAGCUGCUUAUACGACGCGGGGUGGAAAAAUCCCAAUUCGUUGGACAGCACCGGAGGCCAUCGCGUACAGGAAGUUCACUUCAGCGAGCGACGUGUGGAGCUACGGGAUUGUCAUGUGGGAAGUUAUGUCGUAUGGAGAGCGGCCAUAUUGGGAGAUGUCCAAUCAAGAUGUGAUAAAAGCAAUCGAAGAGGGAUACCGCCUCCCUCCGCCAAUGGAUUGUCCUGUGUCUCUACACCAGCUGAUGCUGGACUGCUGGCAAAAAGAGCGAGCUGAGAGACCCAAGUUCAGCCAGAUUGUCAACAUGCUAGACAAGCUGAUCCGAAAUCCCAGUGCCCUGAAAGAGCUGGCCAACAGUUCCAUCUGGGAAGACCCAAUAACCCCAGAGCUCAGCGCCAACAGUGUGGAUGAGUGGCUGGAAGCCAUAAAGAUGGGCCAGUACAAAGACAACUUCACCUCUGCUGGCUACGUCACACUAGAUUCAGUAAUUUACAUCAGUGUAAGUGAAUUGAGUAAGAUGGGUGUAACCCUUGUUGGGCACCAGAAGAAGAUCCUCGCUAGUGUCCAGAGUCUGCAUGCCCAAGGGAGCCAUGUGCAAGUAUAACAGCUCUGGACAAACUUAUAGACAGAUAGAGGAGGCAAAAGAGAGACAGUGUGGAAGUAUGGAACCCAGAAGAGUGCUUCACCAUGCCAAACCCCAAUCCUGGACAUUUGGCAACAGCUCAAGAGCUCACAAUUUGUGCAGCAGAACCAGAGACUGAUUAGCAGUGGAAAAUUCAAUCCAGACGGAUGAUGAUGGUCAAACAAAAACUCUGAUGAUUUAAGAACAUUAUUGUGAGAUGUGUACAGUCAUUUGCAUUCUUGUUUCCUGUCAUUUGCUUCGUUUUUCACGGUUUGAGAUUUAGAUAAAUAAAAUGGUUCCUGAGUGGAUUUGGACCUAAUGGUAGUGUGUUUGGACGUACAGUAUGGCCCUUGUAGUGCUGUACUCUGAACAUGAUAGCAGACAGGAGGUACGGUUUGCAGCCCUGGCUCACAAGAUGAUGUUUAAGAUGGCCAUUUUUAAUGGUCUGUAGUAAUAAUUGUAUGAGGCACUCUUUCGGGUUGGAUUCCCUAACUAACGGCAAUAGAAGAUUAUGUUUCACCAGCGGAAGUAGGGCAAGCAGUCUUCUGGAAAUGUAAUUUAAUCCCAGCCUUUGUGUUUCAGAUUACAGCAUUAUGGUAUGAGGAAACAUUGCAAUGAGUAGCUAAUUAAUUGCUAAGAUAAGAGAUGUCCUUUGCUGUAAUAUCCAGUAGAUAAUGUCAGUUUAUUGUCAGUAAAAAAAAAAAAAUAGUCAUAUGGUGGGCUAGUUUUUGAUAGUUAAUGCUAGUCAUGGUUACGCCCCAGUUGUCUGAUUGAGAAUGUCUCUUUGUGUUGACCUAUAAACAGAUUUCUUUUUGGAUUGGUUUUCAUAAAUUUUAUGAUUACAGAAAAGCAGAACAUGCCCAUUUGUGUACGUAUUGCACCCCGGUACACAUGACAUACACGGUGUCUUUGAGAACUUUAAAGGAAUCCUCUAUCGAAAAACAGCGGGUUGCUAAGUAUCCCUUUUUUGAGCCAAGUAUUCCUUUAAAGUUUUAAAGCAAAUUAGCCUACACUAUAAGCUAACUUGGGAGCACUGAAUGCAGAUUAAUAUUGUAAUUAACAUACUCCUGAGUAUGGCAAGAUGUUACACAUAGUGCAAAAAUGCAUAGGAGCAUUAUUUGUGUUUAGCAUUAUGAGGAACACAUUACAUAUAUACAUUCCCAGGUAGCAAAAUGAUGUUUAGGUGACUAGCUUGGCCCUAACUACAUAGUGUUUUGUCAGUGUUGAGCCAACAUUGGUAAGCUGGAUUACAAUUUGGCUGAAAGUAGUCCCUAGUGGCUCAAAAUUAGCCCAAUGGUCAAAAUACUGUUGGGGGAAAUUUGGGAAUUUGGAUUCAAAGGUAGCUUAAAACCGGUCCUGGUGGUUCAAUCUUAAUUAUGCUGAGGCAAUAUUGGCAAGGUGAAUAUAAAGGUCUCUAAAAGUCUGUCAAUUCUGGUCUCCAAUUGCUAGCCCAGUGUAUUUUCCAACCAGACACUGGGAAAGGGCCAGUAUAGCUCUAUAACUCAGUUUGCUACCUCGGGGAGCUCUGAGCAUCGACAAUGAACACCAUGUCUUUCACCAUAUUUUUGUUUACAGCAGAACAAGAAACACAAAUUACACUCUUGUAAAAUAGUGUAUAAAGCUGUACAGUGUCGAAUUCAAACAAGUGAACAAAAAGUUGUAGAAUGUUUGUAAUGUACUUUAUUUCAUUUUCUGAAGAAGAAGAAAAAGAAGAUGUGAGACGUAUCGUUCGGUGGAGCUCGCUGCCAUGGGAUAUAACAGAACUCUGGAAUGUAGCAUGGAUGCUAAAGCUUCAUCUUUUCUAAGCAAGUGACAGUGACUGCGGUUCUUUUUUCACUCCAGUGGUGGCUGUAGCUGCUUGACGUUAGAUGCCUUACUAACCGUGCUGUUUCUUUCUCUUCUUCCUGGUAGAGGCAGUAUCAUGAUGAGAUAUAUUGUACAUAGUAUUUAUCAUAACAACGCCACUGAAAGCUAUAGCGAAUGUCGGCGCAACGCGUCCAGCUUUGUGUUAAUUCACCUUUCAGAGGUUGAACCUCCUUUCGUUCACAGUAUUCAAGCUUGUGUUGGUGCAUGUAACUUUGGGGAAAGAGUGAUCACAAAAUUGUUCAUGCUGAUUUUGCUGCAUUUACAACACUACUAUUUUUGUA
This is a messenger RNA of Tachysurus fulvidraco (yellow catfish), 5613 nucleotides long. RefSeq names its product eph receptor A4b (gene epha4b). The record is from RefSeq and is a predicted model, not a curated record. Bases 551 to 3448 code for a protein of 965 amino acids. NCBI's taxonomy places the organism in Eukaryota, Metazoa, Chordata, Actinopteri, Siluriformes, Bagridae. Gene Ontology annotation, cellular component: neuron projection; plasma membrane. Gene Ontology annotation, biological process: protein phosphorylation; cell surface receptor protein tyrosine kinase signaling pathway; axon guidance. Gene Ontology annotation, molecular function: transmembrane-ephrin receptor activity; ATP binding; protein binding. The transcript has 18 exons.